Hipposideros armiger (great roundleaf bat) is the source of this 3388-nucleotide messenger RNA. RefSeq names its product zinc finger protein 2. The record is from RefSeq and is a predicted model, not a curated record. The transcript has 7 exons. Gene Ontology annotation, cellular component: nucleus; chromatin; transcription regulator complex. Gene Ontology annotation, biological process: regulation of transcription by RNA polymerase II. The coding region runs from base 157 to 2337 and encodes 726 amino acids. NCBI's taxonomy places the organism in Eukaryota, Metazoa, Chordata, Mammalia, Chiroptera, Hipposideridae. Gene Ontology annotation, molecular function: RNA polymerase II cis-regulatory region sequence-specific DNA binding; DNA-binding transcription factor activity, RNA polymerase II-specific.
CUUCCUGGGUCCCCAGCGCUCGGUGCGGGAGGUGAGGGCUGCGGGAUUGUGUCUUCGAGAUGCGGAGUGGGCGCAGCGCUGCGGCCGUGAGAAGGGGACACUGAGAACCUGGGGAAGGACUCUGCCCUUUUCUACAAGGAGAGCACACAGGAGGGCAUGGCUGCUGGGGGUCCGACUGCUGGAUGCCAGGGAUUGGUGACAUUCGAGGAUGUGGCCGUGAUUUUCACAGAUGAAGAGUGGAGGCAUCUGGUCCCUGUUCAGAGGGACCUCUACAAGGAGGUGAUGCUGGAGAACUAUGAGAGCAUCAUCUCAUUGGGGCUUCCAGUUCCUCAACCAGAUGUGAUUUUCCAGUUGAAGACAGCAAAUGAGCCCUGGAUAGCUGAUCUUCAUGGAUCUGAGGACAGAUGUCCAGGGAGCAUUUCUCCAGACUGGGAGACUAAGCCUGAGAUUCAAAGUGCUUCAGAAGAAGAAAAACCAGAAGGAACGUCAAGAGGGAAGCUUGGAAGAAAAGGUCCUCUGUGUCCUAAGUCUGAAGUUCAUGCACUGGAAAGUGGGUUAGAAAAAGAGGAGGAAAGCCGUACAGUGGAGACCUGCAAGAAAUCCCUUUCCCAGGAGGAAAGCUUGCAGCAAGGGUCAACCCCUCACAGGAAAAUUCUCACUAAAGACAGAGACCAGGAAUGCAGUGACUGUGGGAAGACCUUUUUUGACCACUCAUCUCUUAUCCGCCAUCAGAGGACUCACACAGGAGAGAAGCCCUAUGACUGUCAUGAGUGUGGGAAAGCUUUUUUCAACCGUUCAUCCCUAACUGUACAUCAGCGAAUUCACACUGGAGAGAAGCCCUUCAAAUGCGGUGAGUGUGGGAAAGUCUUCAGUCACAGGUGCAGUCUCAGCAGACACCUGAUGUCUCACACAGGGGAGAGCCCCUAUGAAUGCAGCGCGUGUGGGAAAGCCUUUUUUGACCGUUCAUCCCUAACUGUACAUCAGCGAAUUCACACUGGAGAGAAGCCCUUCAAAUGCAGCGAGUGUGGGAAAGCCUUCUUUGACCGUUCGUCUCUCACUCGACACCAGAGGAUUCACACUGGAGAAAGUCCCUAUGAAUGCAGUCAGUGUGGGAAAGCCUUCAGCCAGAAAAGCAUUCUUACUCGACACCAGGUAAUCCACACUGGUAGGAAACCUUAUGAAUGUAACGAGUGUGGGAAAGCCUUCUAUGGUGUCUCGUCACUAAAUAGGCACCAAAAAGCUCACGCUGGAGAGCCUCGCUACCAGUGUAGUGAGUGUGGGAAAGCGUUCUUUGACCGCUCAUCGCUCACACAGCAUCAGAAGAUUCACACUGGAGAUAAGCCCUAUGAAUGCAGCGAGUGUGGGAAAGCCUUUAGCCAGAGAAGCCGGCUUACACGGCAUCAGAGGGUUCAUACAGGGGAGAAACCCUUUGAGUGUAGCGUGUGUGGGAAAGUUUUUAGUUCUAAAUCAUCGGUUAUUCAACACCAACGGCAGCAUACAGGAAAGAAACCUUGGAAGUGUAGUGAGUGUGAGAAAGCCUUUAGUUACUACUCAGCUUUUGUCUUGCAUCAGAGAAUUCACACAGGAGAAAAGCCCUACGAGUGUCAUGAGUGUGGCAAGGCCUUCAGCCAGAGCAUACACCUAACGCUGCACCAGAGGAUUCACACCGGAGAGAAGCCCUACAAAUGUCACGAGUGUGGGAAAGCCUUCAGCCACCGCUCAGCCCUUAUUCGGCAUCAUAUAAUUCACACUGGAGAGAAGCCCUAUGAAUGCAGUGAGUGUGGGAAGGCCUUUAAUCAGAGCUCAUACCUCACUCAACAUCAGCGAAUUCACACCGGAGAGAAACCUUAUGAGUGUAAUGAAUGUGGGAAGGCCUUCAGCCAAAGCACAUUCCUUACCCAGCAUCAGGUGAUUCACACUGGAGAAAAACCCUACAAGUGUAAUGAAUGUGGGAAAGCUUUUAGUGAUCGUUCAGGCCUCAUCCAGCACCAGAGAACUCAUACUGGGGAGAGGCCUUAUGAGUGUAACGAAUGUGGGAAAGCCUUUGGCUACUGUUCAGCCCUCACUCAACACCAGAGAACUCACACAGGGGAGAAACCCUACAAAUGCAACGAUUGCGCCAAAGCCUUCAGUGACCGCUCAGCCCUUAUCCGUCAUCAGAGAACACACACUGGAGAGAAACCUUACAAGUGUAAGGAUUGUGGGAAAGCCUUCAGCCAGAGCUCAUCUCUCACAAAGCACCAGAAAACUCAUGCUGAAGGGAAAGUCAAGGAAUACAGAAAAGCCCUCACUGGCAAUUCAGCCCUUGGUCAACAAAAGCGAAUUCAUACUGGAUAAAGACUGUAAACAUGGUAAAUUCAGAACAUAUUUAUAGAACAUUUACUAUCCACGAUGUGAGGGCUGCAAAGAACUUUAACUGUGUUACAAAAAAUAUGUUAAUGAUCUGUCUUUGUUGAUAUGGGAUGGAGCUUACUUAGAAAGUGAAAGAGGGGGUUUACAAUUUUUAAAUAUCCUAAUGGAGGACAUUGUGAAUUUCCCAUGGGAUAGAGGAAAAUUAUUUCUGACACUCUAAUAUGUAUGUAAGCUACUGAAUUCUCGAGACAAGUAGGAUAUGCCAUGGCGGAAAGAGGGCAUCUUGGCUGGGCUAGGCAGUCUCUUAGUGCCAAAGACAUGGACUUUUAAAGAAAUCAGGGGUUCUUUUAGGGAAAUAACAGGUUGAGAAUUUACAAUGACUUUGUCAGGGGUCAAGAGUGGUGGGAGGAAGGGAAUUUGCCCUUAGUCUAAGUGCAAGGCCACAAAGGAGGUACAUGGAAACUGUAGAGAAAAAGCUGGGGGAAUGAGCUCAAGAAACGAUAGAGACAACUAUUCGGAUGAGUACUCACACCCAGGAAAAGCAUGAGACCAUGAGUUGGUCAACUGCAGUUUCCACAAAGGCAGCUUCCCCAAAGCCAGGGGACAAUGGCUGGGCAAUUUGCUUCUGCACUCUGUGCCUUGUAGACCUUGCUUACUGAGACAUCUCCUACUUAGAAUCAUUAACUCCGAGGGUCAGGCCUGCAGCCUAGAAAGAGGGAGUACAGAGGGACCUUUGACAUUUUCUGUCUGUUUUAAGCUAUCUGAGUUACCUGACAACGUGCUUAUUUAUGAAGGUUUACCUCCAUUGUAUAUAGUUUGUACCUUAGACCUUUUCAUACCAUGGUACCAUUUAGCUGCACACCUGAACUGCCACUGCAUAUUAGGUUGUAAAAAACUUGAAAAGACUUUGAAAUCUUUGCUUUUCACCAUUUUACUCUUGGGUAGAGGCAGAUGACAUCUUUUUUUCAUUGAAACUUUGACGGUUAUUACUGGAAACAUUUUGAGUGCUGUAAUUUUGGCUUUGACGUUUGAUUGA